This is a messenger RNA of Doryrhamphus excisus (bluestripe pipefish), 6740 nucleotides long. Its product is annotated as mucolipin-1. The record is from RefSeq and is a predicted model, not a curated record. NCBI's taxonomy places the organism in Eukaryota, Metazoa, Chordata, Actinopteri, Syngnathiformes, Syngnathidae. Gene Ontology annotation, cellular component: lysosomal membrane; plasma membrane. Gene Ontology annotation, molecular function: NAADP-sensitive calcium-release channel activity.
ACAAGUUUUAACAACAGUGGAGCAGCCCCAUCAGUGGACUGUUGCUCCACAGCACGGUCAUAAAAACACGAACAGACAGCAACCCCCAGAAUUUUAGACACCCGACUGACCUAUUUAAGGAUUUUAAAGAUAAAAACAUGUCAACGACGGGACACCCUGACCGUUCAGAACGUGGAAGCCUCUCCCACUCAGUGAGCCAAUAUGGAUCCACAGAAAGCAGCGGUGAGCAUGACGGUCCCGUUACCAACCACUACGACAACCAUAGCAACCAUAAUUUUCCCACUGGAACGGCUGAACAUUGGGUCGGCGGCGACCAAGGGGAGGAGGCCAUUCGCAGGAAAUUGAAGUACUUCUUCAUGAGUCCCUGUGAUAAAUACCACGCCAAGGGCCGCAAGCCUUACAAGCUGGUCCUGCAGCUACUCAAGAUCAUCAUUGUCACUGCUCAGUUGGUGCUGUUUGGCCUCAGUAACCAGGUGGUGGUGACCUUCAAGGAGGAGAACACCAUGACCUUUAAGUACCUCUUUCUCAAAGACUUUGAUGAGUCCUCAGACAGCUCUUUUGCUGUGUACACACAACAAGACGUCUAUGAGCACAUCUUUUACGCUAUCGAGCAGUAUCUGGCUCUACCAGAGACCACAGUGGGCCGCUAUGCGUACGUCUACGGCAUUGGUGUGAAUGGCAGCGCUCUGUCACUCUGCCAGCAGUAUUACAAGAGGGGCCGCAUCGAUCCAGCCAACGACACCUUCAGUAUCGACCCGCACGUCAUCACAGACUGUGUAGGAGUGAACCCUCAGACGGUCCCCACCGCCCCACUGACAAACUCUUACAAGAACUUUACACUCAAGUUCCACAAGUUCAUCAAUGUCACAAUAGAGUUUCAGCUCAAGGCCAUCAAUGUGCAGACUAUUAUCAACAAUGAAAUCCCAGACUGCUACACGUUUUACAUAAAGAUCGUGCUGGAUAACAAGGCUCACAGCGGCAAAGUGAAAAUACGACUGGAGAACCAGGCCUCCAUAAAGGAGUGCAAAGACCCCAGUGUCUCCGGGCAGGCUGAGAAUUAUACACGAGUCGCGUUCGAUGUCGCCGUGGCUGUCGUGUGCACGCUGUCAUUGCUGCUGUGUGGUCGCUCCAUCUUGCGAGGCAUCAUUCUGCAAAGGGAGUUUGUACAGUUCUUUAAGGACAAUCUGGAUCGCAAAGUAUGCUGGGCUGACCGUAUGGAGUUUAUCAACGGGUGGUACAUCCUCCUUAUUGUCAGUGACAUCCUCACCAUCAUUGGAAGUGUCAUCAAAAUUGGCAUUGAAUCAAAGAAUAUGUCCUCCUAUGAUUUAUGUGGUAUCCUGUUAGGAACGUCCACCCUCCUCGUUUGGGUGGGAGUCAUUCGCUACCUCACCUUCUUUCAGAAGUACAACAUCCUGAUCGUGACUCUUCGAGCAGCCUUUCCUAAUGUUAUUCGCUUCUGUUGCUGCGUUGCCGUCAUCUAUCUGGGCUACUGCUUCUGUGGCUGGAUUGUCCUGGGGCCAUAUCAUGUCAAGUUCCGCUCCCUGUCCAUGGUGUCGGAAUGCCUCUUCUCCCUCAUCAACGGCGACGACAUGUUUGUGACCUUCUCGGGAAUGCAGGAGAGCAGCACGCUGGUGUGGCUUUUCAGCCAGGUGUACCUGUACACCUUCAUCUCCCUCUUUAUUUACAUGGUGCUGUCGCUCUUCAUCGCCCUCAUCACAGGAGCAUAUGAGGCUAUCAAGCACCAAACCCAGGAGCCCAUCCACAUUACAGACCUACAUGCCUUCAUAGCAGAGUGCACAGACGCACCAAGUUCUGGAAAGUUCCGGGGCUUGGAGACAUCACCAUGCUCCUUUUUCUGCUGCUGUGACAGAACCACAACAUACGAGGAUGUCCUUCUGGUCAACUAAUGUAGACCAUAAAGUUUUUCAAGCACCCCCCCAGCUGGCCACAGAGAUGCACCGCACAUCGUCUGCGCCCUGCCCCGCUUUUUUUCCAGCACUUGACUGAAAGAGUCGUCCAUCAGUUGGCCCAGCAUUCCGAUAAAGGAAUGUGUAAGUCUUUUAUAUUCCCUGCAGCCGACUCAUCAGGAAGUACUCAGGAAAACCAGAAACGGCUUUGUGGGUGACUUUUAGCACGUAUAUUUUUGUCACGGGCCAUUUUUGGUCCGGUUUAGUGUUUUAUGAUUUAGAUCCACAGAGGAUGUAUGUUUUCGCCUGCUGGUCAGUUCAUCCCGUUGGCAAAAUAAGACAAACCCAGUAAGCCAAUUCACAACAACAUUGGAACUGAUAUACUGUUGUGUUUUGUUUUGUUUUUUUGCUGUGGCCUCAGUGUGGAUCACCUCUUUACACAGGGUAUCUGUUAAGUCUUCCAACUUUUUUUUUUUUUUUUGGAUGACGCACAACUCAAAAUUAGCACCAGCUAUACAUCCAUGAUGGUGCUGAUGGACUGAUUUUCUACUUUUUUGUGAUUUCAAAUUGUGUCAAAAAAGUAGAUAACACAUCACACGGUGUCUUCACAAUACAUGCACAGUGUGCAACAUUGUACAACAAUGCUACAUUUUCAGCUUAUGAUGUUUAAAAGUGCCUCUCCUGCUGCAGUUAUGCUGCAAAAGCAUACUAGUGGUCCAUCCGCUUGCCGUGUUCGAUUAGAUUGCACAAUCUAUGUACUGCUCAGUGUAAUGGGAUGCACUCACAUCCUCAUGAAGAACUCGCUCUUGGUCAUUAUUACACAAAAUGGAGGAUGAGUCUGCACGAACUACCUAUCUCUCUAUAAUGUGGCUACAUUGUCCACAUUUGGAAAUUUGAUUUGGGAGUUUUUUAGAUUUUUAGUCAAAAUUGGAUCAACGUCCAAAACAUGUAUGUGGCCGUGCUGUAAUAGUUCAUCUUCUCUUUCUCUUCAUUUUUGUCUUUAUGCUUAUUUAACGCACAAUUGUUGUAGGGUUUUUUUUUUUAUUAUUUUCAAACACCUUCAUUCAUUUGUAUUUAACAAGCCAGAAAUAACAUGUUGGCCCUUGUAUAUGGCUAUAGACGGCGAAACCUUUGCCUUAAAUGAUAUGUUAUAUCAUAUACAUAUGUUUUGUUGGCCACACAGUCAGGAGAUCAAGAAGACCUGGGUUCGAAUCUCAAUUUGGGCAUCUACAGAGUUUGUGUGGGAUUUCUCCGAGUACUCUGGUUUCCUCCCACAUUCCAAAAACAUGCUAGGUUAAUUAGCGACUCCAAAUUGUCCAUAGGUAUGAAUAUGAGUGUGAAUGGUUGUUUGACUAUAUGUGCCCUGUGAUUGGCUGGCAACCAGUCCAGGGUGUACCGUGCCUCCCGCCCUAGGCAGCUGGGAUAGGCUCCAGCAUAGGCAUGACCCCAUUGAGGACAGGUGGCAUAGAAAAUGGAUGGACUAUAUACAUAAUGUGUAUUCAGAUCUUAUAGGUGCCUUACACAAUGCAUAAAUAUUACAAAUAUUCUGCACUUGGUCAGUACUUGACAAAAUGUACAAUAAGAGAAAACAUUUUAGUUAUUGUACGAAAUCUACUCUAUUAAAGUGUCCUGGAUCAUCUCUGAUGUCAUAUCAACUUGUUAUCAUAACCAGCGGCGCAAAGUGAUGUCAAAUUUUCCAUAGUGAUGUGCUUGCAGUACCUCCAUAGUGCCGAAAGAGGGCGUGAAGGAAUUAUGUCUCUAAUAGUGUACCAUUCAUUUUUAGAAAUCUGUGAAGAAUGAAAUGUUUAGUAGGGAUGUGUGAGACUCCAAAUGUAGGUAUCGAUCCAACAUCAAGUAAAUAUAUGGCCAGUAUUGCUGAUACGAUACAUUUUUCAAGAUCAGGAUUUUCCAAAAAACACAUAUUGUGAUAUUGGUGAAAAGAAAUAUGGAUGUGAACUGAAGAGUAUCAGCCUCAUUCUGCUGGUAUUAAUCUGAUACUGAUACUACCAUUAGUUUUGAUACUAUUGAUGUUUGGAUUGAGUUGCCCAUAAUGCACGGGUGUCCAAAAGAUUGCAGACCACGGCUGUUUUUAUAUUUGCCUGUGCCACAGUGUAAAAUUAUAAUUUUAAUGGAAAACUAAAAAAAAACCAUAAAAGUUGGAAAAACUUUAAUAAGAAAACGCCAUAACGAGAUUAAUGUAACGUGAGGAAAAAAAAAAAUUUUUUCAAAAUUUUAAACAUUAUGACAAACAGAGACAAAAUUCUUAGCGAGAAUAAUGUAACGUGAGGACAAAUAAGGUCAUUUUAGUCGCAUAAAGUCAACAUAUUAAAGAGAACAUGUUAUUUUUUUUCAAAAUUUUAAACAUUAUGACAAACCGAGACAAAAAGUUGUAAUGUUUUUCAAAACAAUCAGAAUAAUAUGGGCCUAAAGUCAUAGUUGUGACAAGAAAUAAAAACAAAACAGUCAAAUAUUAAAAAAGAAAAAUAGUCAUAUUCAAACCAGAAAAAAUUAAACUUGUAAAAUUAUACAGAAAAAUUUUGUCAUUUUACUAACACAGAUUUUAAAUAUUAAAGAACAAAUGUUAUUUUUCUACGUGAAACAAAAAAAUAAAGGUGUAAUUUUUUCAUAUUAUGGGAAUAAAGUGAAAUAUCACAAUAAGAAAAUUUACUCCGAUUUUUAGAAAAAAGUACAAUUACAAAGUUUUUAAAAUGUAUGCAAAAAUGUGAAAACAGAGUAAAGAGUGUUAUAUGGAUAACACGUGUCUUCACCUCACUGGAAAAAGUUUGGACACCCCUGCCCUUAUGCUUUGUUUGCAAACUAUGUGUCGGUCAGAACAGCCGUGCAUGCUUGUGUUGCAAACUCACAGAUUGUUCAGAGUGUGAUGAUGUCAUUUCCUGGUGAGAUACCAGGCGCUGUGUUUCAGAUAAUAUGGUGCAUGCUUGCUAUCCAGCCACUUAAUGUAAUAUCAUCAUGCAUUAUGCAGCUUCUUGCUUCCUGUCUGGGCUACAGAUCAUUUUGGUAUGUGCUUUAUCAGAGUAGAUGAUUGCUUUUAGUGUCUAUUUUCUUGACUCGACUACCUCUGCUACGUAAGGGCUGUGUGUUGAUGGUGCUUUGAUGUGAACAUUACUCCAUCUUCUCUGUUGUUGGACUUGAACACACCCUUUUUUCUGUUUCAUGUUCUCCACAGUGAGUCACUGCUUCAACGGGCAGUCGGAAACAUACAGUAUUUAUAGUUUGGAGUUUUUUUUUUUAACCUUUUAGGUCAUCAGUUCCUUUGAAUUGUUGGGAGUUUUAAUACAUGUCGGGAUGAGACACACCCUGCAGCAUUACAAAUGGACUAUGGCAGCACAAUAUGACAUGUUGUUCAUUCAUUCAUUCAUUUUCUACCGCUUUUCCUCACGAGGGUCGCGGGGGUGCUGGAGCCUAUCCCAGCUGUCUUCGGGCGAGAGGCGGGGUACACCCUGGACUGGUCGCCAGCCAAUCACAGGGCACAUAUAGACAAACAACCAUUCACACUCACAUGGACAAUUUGGAGUCACCAAUUAACCUAGCAUGUUUUUGGAAUGUGGGAGGAAACCGGAGUACCCCGAGAAAACCCACGCAUGCACGGGGAGAACAUGCAAACUCCACACAGAGAUGGCCGAGGGUGGUAUGACAUGUUGUAUGAUUUGGAAAUAAACAGUCAAGAUCAGGCCGCGGACAACUGUUUCAAACCAUUCCAACAUUCAGCGACACCGACAAUUUUCCACAUUCCACAAAUUCCCAUGUUUCGGUUUUCUUAGAAUUCCAACCAUUGAUUUGUGCUUCCUGUCAAAACGGUCCGUUUUAAUUUUCCACCUCCAGGCAUGCCCUCUCCACUGGGAUUGGUCACACACCCCAAAGUGCUUUCUAACUAUGAACCAUAUAAGGAAAUCCACCCCUCUGUGACAUCACAAAGGAACAGUUUUACCACGCCUCUUGAAACCGAGCAUUUUGAGCCAUCCCGAACUUCUUCCAGGGCUCUCUUCCAAAUGCGCUAACCACAUUAUCUGAAACUUUAGCAUUGUUUUACAAUGAAGAGAAGAAUACAACAUUCAAACAACAUUUAUAGGUCAGAAAAUUGGAAAAAGCAUAAUAGAUCCCUUUUUAAAAACAAAACACUGUGUACAAAAAGAAAGUGGAACAUUUUACCAAUAAAUAUUGAGUGGCCUUAAGGGAGAUUUUAUGGGUUUUCCCCCCUGAUCCUGGCAUCCAGGCCACUGUCAAGUGGAAAAGCUGAGAAGAAGAAGAAGAAAGUGCCAGAGAAAGCUACACACACACAUACACACACACACACACACACACAUACACACUUUCACAUAUGAGCCCAUUGUCUUUUUUUUCUCACUCUACCUCAGAGUUUGACAAAAAGAACAUAACAGUCUUAUCCCAUUCAAUCCUUUUCUCCCAGUGUGCCGUAGUGCUCUUUGUGUGCAUGUGCCCAUUCAUUGAUGUCUAUUGUGGAGGCAGCAGCUGCAGCUUCAGGGCCGACACAAGGCAUUCACACACAGCCAUUGUGGCCCUUGUACCAUAGGGAAGUGGACUCUUCUACCACUCUGUGUUUGUAUCUUCAUAAGUCGGAAACAUUAUAGUCAUUAUUUUUGUUUAUUCCCUCUUCUAUUGUGUUUGUACUGAUUCGUAAUACAUUAAGUGUGUCCAAAGUGCAGCAAGGGGGGCAUUUAUGGGCUGUGACGCAUUGUAUAAUUAAAUUUAAACCCCACAAAAACGGCAGAAAUGUUGAUACUAAUGACACAAUACACACUAUAUCAGGGGUCUCAAACUCAAUUUACUUGGGUGCCACUGGAGCUAGAGUCU